CCCUCACGGCACGAUCACGCGUUUCGGACGACGUUCUUCCAUGCGUUGGUUGUGUGUGAGCAUAAGUGUCUGGUUCAUAAUAACCUGUUCUCGAAGAUCUUAUUGCUUGUCUAGUUCGUUGCUUGUUUUGCCCCGCUCCCUGGCCGUUUGCUUCCCGCCGCCACCACCACCACCAUCACCACCCAGCCGCGAUCGUGGGGAUCACGUUUAGCAUGUUGACAUACCUAGAGAGUGCUGCUAGCGAUUCCAGUCUCCAACGGUGACCCAUCGCGUACGGACAAACGGCAAGACCGAGUAAGUGCAAUCGAGCAACGGUAUCCAGCGAUUGAUAUUUCUGGCAUCUGUCUCCCUUUGUAGCACGGCGGAUUGGCGUAUCCUGCUGUCCACACAGCUAACACAACGGUUGCCGAAAAAUAAAAUCAUAACAAAUCGAGGUCGACGCGCCAAAUGUAAGGCAGUAGUGCCUCCCUCGGAUAUCAUUGCGUACAUAUUCGGCUUCAUUAGCAGAAUACAUCAGAAAAAGUGACCUUACCUGAGUACCCAUCCAAUCCUCCGCCCCUUCUUGAACCUGCGGUUACCAAGUCACGCACAGUUCCGCGGCGAUUGCGGAGCAGACAAGUAAAAGUGAAUAAAUCGAGUGGCUAAAGGAAACAAAAAGCGCUUUCCCCGUGGUCUAACCUUUUCUCUAAUACUCAUUCGUGGCGUGUGUUUUGGUUUAUUUUGAAAAGUUGUGUGCCAAAGUGUGUACGGAAAUAAGCGGGGCAAAGAAUAGAUAGCGAAGAAAAUACUUUCAAUUGCAUCCACACGAUCGUUAAGUGCAAGCCGCCGUCAGUGUGUUCGUUGAAACAGAGAAUAAAUACCUAAAUAGGUAACAAGUGAGUGAGUCAAUCCCAAACAAUGAUGACCCCUAUAGGCGGAAGCUCGAGUGAACCCAAGGAGGGAUCGAUAGCGAUCAUUUCCACCGGUGGUGGCGGGUCGAUUCCCCCCGGGGGAACCCGCCAGCGGCAAGGCAGCAACCUGUCGGAGCUGGACAAGCGCCGAAUUAGUCGGAUGUUUAGCUGGACGGCCGAAUCGCCCAUUGUCACCGGUAGCGAGACGAGUGUAGCGACGAUCGACGAUGGAGGGACGAUGUGGGCGAGGCAGCAACAUGCCGUAUCGGUUCGGCAUGCCUUCAAACAGUAUGGCUCCAAGAAGAAACCAAACCAAGUUCUAUCGAAUCUGAACAUGACCGUUGCCAAAGGAACAAUCUAUGGACUUUUAGGAGCGUCCGGAUGCGGCAAAACGACACUUCUAUCAUGCAUAGUCGGGCGAAAGCGACUCAACUCAGGGGAAAUUUGGGUGCUGGGCGGAAAGCCGGGGACAAAAGGGUCUGGGGUGCCGGGUAAGCGCGUAGGGUACAUGCCACAGGAAAUAGCUUUAUAUGGGGAGUUCUCGAUCCGCGAGACGAUGAUGUAUUUCGGCUGGAUCUUCGGCAUGCAGACGUCGGAGAUUGCCGAGCGGUUACAGUUUUUGCUCAACUUUUUGGAUCUGCCGUCCGAGUCGCGACUUGUGAAGAAUCUGAGUGGUGGCCAGCAGCGACGAGUGUCAUUCGCAGUCGCCCUUAUGCACGACCCAGAGCUGCUGAUCCUCGACGAACCGACGGUGGGCGUCGAUCCACUGCUCAGACAGAGUAUAUGGAACCAUCUGGUGCAUAUUACCAAAGCCGGACAGAAGACGGUCAUCAUCACCACACAUUACAUCGAGGAGGCGAGGCAAGCGCACACGAUUGGACUUAUGCGAUCCGGACGAUUGCUGGCGGAGGAAUCCCCGGCCUGUCUGUUAUCCAUGUAUCGAUGCGUUAGUCUCGAGGAUGUCUUUCUGAAACUAUCCCGUAAGCAAGGUCAACAGAACGUCGCUCCCGCAGAGCUUAAUAUAAGUAAUAAUAUUUCGCUGUCCGCACUCGCGUUUGGCAAGGCGAAGGAUAAUCCAGUCUACGUGAGUCAGGAAAGUGGUGUCGUAGGUUUAAAUUUCCAUCAAAGUAAAGAAGUACUCAUCACGGACAGCAACGGUUCGACGUAUGGCAUCAACGGCCUAAAUGGAUCUGCUCCGGGAGCGAUCAGCCAGGCCGUGGAAUGCGAUGAUUGUACGGAAUGUUCGGACUGUUCGAGUUUCACGACGCGGGGAAAACUGAAAGCACUGUUGACGAAAAACUUCCUCCGGAUGUGGCGAAACGUGGGCGUGAUGUUGUUCAUCUUUGCCCUACCGGUGAUGCAGGUCAUUCUCUUCUGUCUGGCGAUUGGGCGCGAUCCAACGAAUCUGAACAUGGCCAUCGUGAACGGUGAAAUGAACUCGACCAACAGCGGCGAUUGUGUGUUCGAUGCGGGCUGCAGCUUCACGAACCUCUCCUGUCGCUACUUGAACCAUCUAAAUUCGACGAUCGUGAAGAACUACUAUCCGGAUCUGGACUCGGCAGUGGAUGCGGUACGACAAGGCAACGCUUGGGGUGCACUCUACUUUACGGACAACUUCACGGACGCUUUGGUGGCAAGAAUUGCGCUUGGUCGAGACUCGGAUGAUGAAACCCUGGACCAGUCGGAGAUUCGCGUGUGGCUAGACAUGUCCAACCAGCAGAUCGGUAUCAUGCUAAACCGGGACCUCCAGGUGGCCUACAGAGAGUUUGCGCAGGAGCUGCUGCGGGUUUGCGACAAUAAUCCAAAGCUUGGUGAUGUUCCGAUCCAAUUCAAGGACCCCAUCUACGGAACGAAUGAUCCCUCAUUCACAGACUUCGUCGCUCCUGGUGUGAUCUUGACAAUCGUCUUCUUCCUGGCCGUCGCGUUGACAUCAUCUGCGCUUAUCAUCGAGAGGACCGAAGGUCUACUGGAUCGUUCGUGGGUUGCCGGAGUCACACCGGGUGAAAUUUUGUUCUCCCACGUGGUCACGCAGUUUGUGGUGAUGUGCGGCCAAACGGCGCUGGUUCUCGUGUUCAUGAUCCUCGUAUUCGGUGUCACCAACAAUGGCGAAGUCGUCUGGAUCGUACUGCUAACCAUUCUACAGGGUCUCUGUGGUAUGUGCUUUGGGUUCGUCAUUUCAGCCACCUGUGAACUGGAGCGGAACGCGAUCCAGCUCGCACUCGGGUCCUUCUAUCCGACUCUUCUGCUGUCCGGAGUGAUCUGGCCGAUCGAGGGUAUGCCGGUGGUUCUAAGGUAUGUAUCCCUGUGUCUCCCCCUAACGCUGGCCACAUCCUCCCUGCGGUCCAUCCUUACCCGCGGCUGGAGCAUACUGGACGAGGAUGUAUAUCUGGGCUUCGCGUCCACGAUCGCCUGGAUCGCUGUAUUCCUGGUGGUGACACUGCUUGUGCUUAAGUUCAAGCGAGGCUAGAGCUCGCAAUGUAGAUCGUGUGUUUACGAGUUUACGGUAAAAUUCAUUAAUUUAUAUGAGAGUGUCCACUCCCGCAUACCAUCAUCGAACUUGUUGUGUACAUUUAUCAUAGGUUAGGGUGGGUUUUUGUGUUUUUAGGGGUCCGUUUUCCGGCGGCCGGCUCUCAUUCGAGUAUCGUUGCAACGCGCCUUUCCCCAGUAGAGUGAUAAAUGUCGCACACAAAGAGCAUAACCUUAAUUUUCAAAGUAAACAAAACAUCACACGCUGCGUCCCGAACCCUUUGACAGUAUGUUGCAUUGGCCUGCGCGGAGACAAUUUUGAAUGAGUGUGUGAGUGAGAGAAAGAGUGCGACAGAGAGUGGCAGGUCAAACGUCAAACGGCGUGACGUUCAUCCAAAAAUUCCCCCACAUUCUCGUCAUUUCAAUCCUUAAAAUAAGUUCCGCUCUAGCUAGGCACCUCCUGCCGGGUGUGGUGUGAGGGAUUAUUAGUUAUCAGCGACCCCCCAUUUGCUCAAUUUUUUUUAGUUACUUCUUUUAGAACCCUUGAGUUCGCACAGGAAAAUUAAAAUAAACACAAAAACCAAGAAGCAAUAGUUAGUGACAUUCCCACAAAUCGGCCAACCCCCUUUUCUUAUCGGCCGAAAGCAAUUUUGCAAUAGGAAACCCAACAACAAGCGAUGGAAAGAACAAACAAUUAAUUGAACUGUGAUUAUACAUUUUGUUUUCUGUUUUUGUUUAUAUACAUAUAUAUAAAAAAAUGGGUAACUUCCCUUAGAACUUUUUAUACGCUAACAUAAAAAAACAACGAUAAAACGCGAGACGUUCUUUUUUUGUAGGAGAAAGUGUAUGUUGUUGAACAAAAAAAAUCUAUUAAUUCGGAGGCGUAGACUUAAUCAAGGAUUUUGUCAUCUCUCUCGAAACGGAACACUCUCGUUUCGCGCACCAGAGAUGAGAAACAGAAUCUAUUUUGUAAAAAAAGUAAGAACUGUAUAAAAUAAAGUAAAAACAUGGAGACGAGAGGAAAGAGUGUACCAUUCGGAGUAAACUUAAAGUACGUAUAUGUAAUCUAGUGUUUAUUUGUGAAGGGUUUAUGAAAGCAGGCAAAAACUAAAGUCGCAAUAAAACAAGACAACUAUACCUUA
This is a messenger RNA of Toxorhynchites rutilus septentrionalis, 4498 nucleotides long. It is a transcript of the gene snu, whose product is annotated as ABC transporter G family member 20. NCBI's taxonomy places the organism in Eukaryota, Metazoa, Arthropoda, Insecta, Diptera, Culicidae. The transcript has 11 exons. Bases 898 to 3357 code for a protein of 819 amino acids. The record is from RefSeq and is a predicted model, not a curated record. Gene Ontology annotation, molecular function: ATP hydrolysis activity; ABC-type transporter activity; ATP binding. Gene Ontology annotation, cellular component: membrane.